AUUUCCACGGCCUGCUGAGUAGUUUCCAGCCGGUACCCGGAGCCGCACGUGUGGAGUGGAGUAAAGACCCGGCGGUGAGCUGAUUCUCAGAGGCGUUUGGGAGGUACCGUGUCACCUUCCGUCCGACUAGGAGAGUGCUGUCGUCCCUGUUUGGCGUGAGCGCCGCGCGGCUGCAAGCAUGCCUCACAGGAAGAAAAAGCCCUUUAUAGAGAAGAAGAAAGCUGUAUCGUUUCACCUGGUCCACCGGAGCCAAAGAGAUCCUUUAGUGGCAGACGAGACUGCACCCCAGAGGGUUCUGUUGCCUACACAGAAGAUAAAAGAUGAAGAGAGGCGAGCGGAGCAGAGGAAGUAUGGAGUGUUCUUUGACGACGACUAUGACUACCUGCAGCACCUGAAGGAACCCUCUGGGCCCUCGGAGCUGAUUCCCACAAGUACCUUCGGUGCACCUUACAGGGGAGAUGGGCGAGAAGAGCCUUUAGUAACUUCAACCAGUGGAAUUAAGUUGCCUUCCUCAGUGUUUGCAUCAGAAUUUGAGGAAGAUGUUGGAUUGUUAAAUAAAGCAGCUCCUGUUUCAGGACCUCGGUUAGAUUUUGAUCCUGACAUUGUUGCAGCUCUUGAUGAUGAUUUUGAUUUUGAUAAUCCGGAUAAUUUACUUGAAGAUGAUUUCAUUCUUCAGGCCAAUAAGCCAACAGAAGAGGAAGAGGGAAUGGAGAUACAGAAAUCUGAGGCUGAAGAUGACAGUGAGUGGGAAGAUGUGGAUGAUGAGAAGGAAGGAGGUAGUAAUGACGAUAGAUAUGACCCUGCAGGCUCGUCAGAUGAGGAUAUGUCUACCCCUGGAAAACCUCUUGGGGCUGUAGAAAAUCACUUCUUCUGGGAAGAGGAAACAAAAAGUCGCUUUACUGAGUAUUCCUUGACGUCCUCAGUCAUGAGGAGGAAUGAACAGCUGACACUACAUGAUGAGAGGUUUGAAAAGUUUUAUGAGCAAUAUGAUGAUGAUGAAAUUGGAGCUCUGGAUAAUGCUGAAUUGGAAGGUUCCAUUCAAGUAGACAGCAAUCGCUUAGAGGAAGUUUUGAAUGACUACUAUAAAGAGAAGGCAGAGAAUUGUGUAAAACUGAAUACUCUUGAACCCUUCGAGGAUCAGGACCUGCCAGUGAAUGAGCUGGAUGGGUCUGAGGAGGAAGAGAUUGUUACUGUAGUUCUUGAAGAAGCCAAAGAGAAGUGGGAUUGUGAAUCUAUUUGUAGUACAUACUCAAAUUUAUAUAACCAUCCACAGCUUAUCAAAUAUCAACCAAAGCCCAAACAAAUCCGACUAUCUUCUAAAACAGGAAUACCUCUCAAUGUCUUACCUAAGAAAGGACUCACAGCAAAGCAAGUUGAACGAAUGCAGAUGAUUAAUAACAGUGAUCUCCCUAAAAUAUCAACCCAGCCACGUUCUAAAAGUGAAAGCAAAGAAGAUAAAAGAGCACGAAAGCAAGCUAUCAAAGAAGAGCGCAAGGAACGGAGAGUGGAGAAGAAAGCUAACAAAUUAGCCUUCAAACUGGAGAAAAGAAGGCAGGAAAAAGAGCUGCUGAACUUGAAGAAGAAUGUUGAGGGUCUAAAGCUGUGAUAGUGGAACAUUUAAGAUAAGGUGCUUUCCCUAUUAGGGACUUCUCGUUACGUUAAAAAAUGAACAAGGAUCUUCAAAGAGAGAAAACUGUUCAGUCUGCCAUUUUUAUUGGCAGGUAUUUAAAAAAAAAAAACAGUACAGUAUUUGUAUUUAUAUCAUCAAGUUUUCUCUGCCAGAUGUCUUGUAAAUAUUGUAAUAUUUUAGAAUUUAAUAUUAUGGGCUUAAAUUUGCUUAAAUAAAUGACAAUGGACAUGAAAUGUUUGGAUAAAUUAAAGGAAAAAUGCCUUCAUAACUUAAA
This is a messenger RNA of Dama dama (fallow deer), 1904 nucleotides long. It is a transcript of the gene LTV1, whose product is annotated as LTV1 ribosome biogenesis factor. The transcript is spliced from 11 exons. Lineage: Eukaryota; Metazoa; Chordata; Mammalia; Artiodactyla; Cervidae. Bases 179 to 1606 code for a protein of 475 amino acids. Gene Ontology annotation, cellular component: cytosol; nucleus; preribosome, small subunit precursor. Gene Ontology annotation, biological process: ribosomal small subunit biogenesis; ribosomal small subunit export from nucleus. The record is from RefSeq and is a predicted model, not a curated record.